Carya illinoinensis is the source of this 456-nucleotide messenger RNA. Its product is annotated as egg cell-secreted protein 1.1. NCBI's taxonomy places the organism in Eukaryota, Viridiplantae, Streptophyta, Magnoliopsida, Fagales, Juglandaceae. Gene Ontology annotation, biological process: double fertilization forming a zygote and endosperm. The transcript has a single exon. The record is from RefSeq and is a predicted model, not a curated record. Bases 1 to 456 code for a protein of 151 amino acids.
AUGGCUUAUACUUCUUUCAUUCUUUUCUUUUUAACUGUUUCUCUAGCUUUGAGCAUGGCAUCCAUGGCCGUCAUGUCCCGACCAUUGGGCACCAGUACUACUAGUACUACCCCAAGCCUCAGGGCUCGAUUAAAACUGGAUGAUGGUGAUCAUGAUCAAUCUCCAAACUGCUGGGACUCUUUGCUUCAGCUCCAUGCAUGCAGCGCGGAGGUUAUACUUUUCUUCGUUAAUGGGGAGACUUAUUUAGGCCCCGGCUGUUGCCAAGCCAUCCGAGUCAUCGGACACCAAUGCUGGCCUGAGAUGUUUGGCUCCCUCGGAUUUACCACGGAAGAGGGUGAUGUUCUCCAGGGCUACUGUGAUGCGGCUGCCCACAUGAUCAAUUCCCCACCACCAUCGCCUUCGCCUCCAUCCGUUUCACCUAACAAAAUUAUGCAGCCGGAAAACUUGGUUCCUUAA